GCUACCGGACCCGACAAUCGGACGAUGGCUGAGUCAACUUGGAACCGCUCUUCAGACCAUCUCCCCAUCCGGGCCGGCCCAUCACAUGAUCUGCCAGUGCCGUGCCAACCACUUCCUACUAAGUGACCUCAUGUCGUCAUUGGUCUUGACACCCGGAGGGUUAGGUAAUCCAGUACGAAAGUACUGCCAACCCAGAGUACUACAAGUACCUGAGGAGAGCUCGCUCGCCCUGCAUCGUCUCAUGUACCUUGACUUGUCACUAUCACCAUCUGACACAUCCUCUUCCGACCCGAUACCUUCUACCGCUCCCCCUCAUCACAUCCUCCUACCUCACACUUCAACCACCUCCCGCUCAACCUAAUCAAUCACCACCAUGCUCCGCCAAUCCAUCACCAAGCCUCUCACCACCACUGUCCUCAGUCGCUCCUUCUCUGCUCUUGCCCCCAGAAUGGCCGCAGGUGACACUGGUGCUCCCCGUCCCGGGGGUGUUCAAUCUGGUGACUCUUUCACCAAGCGCGAAGCCGCCCAGGAAUCCCGUUACAUCUACGAGAAGGAAUUGGAGAAGAUCCAGAAACUGAGAGAACACAUCAAGGAGCAGCGCGAGCACCUCGACAAGCUCGACAAGCACAUCGACGAAAUCACCAAGAACCAGGGCGGCGAGCAGAAUUAGAUUGCAAUACCCCAAACGCAUUGUUUCCCCACACUACACUGAAUUCCACUUCUUAUCUACACUCUUCAAUGCUCUAACCCACUUAUUAUAUCCACCUUCCCCGAUGGGAUAGGUCUUACUAUCUACCUACCUCUCUCCUUCAUUCAUGCUUCGUGAUUGAAGGGGAAUUCACGAUAUGACUUGUAUGUUGAUGUGGAUGGCCUCGCUUUUGAUCUUAGCAUAGGUUUUAGCGAGUUAGUCUAUGCUGAGACUCUACUAUGCUGGAGCAUAUUAUUUGCUACGUUUUAUGUGUAAACGCUCGUGAGGGUCGAUAAGAUAAUUGGAUUUAGUCAACUGCUCCGCGGUACGGUGUAGGCCGCAGAUGCCAGACGUAGUCAGAGCGCUGUCGACUCACUUCUGAUGGACAACCAAGGGUCUGGGGCUUUUAUUCGAUCUCAAGUAGCUACCA
This is a messenger RNA of Aspergillus homomorphus CBS 101889, 1118 nucleotides long. RefSeq lists its product as uncharacterized. Gene Ontology annotation, molecular function: ATPase inhibitor activity. The transcript has 4 exons. Bases 374 to 670 code for a protein of 98 amino acids. NCBI's taxonomy places the organism in Eukaryota, Fungi, Ascomycota, Eurotiomycetes, Eurotiales, Aspergillaceae. Gene Ontology annotation, biological process: negative regulation of ATP-dependent activity. Gene Ontology annotation, cellular component: mitochondrion. The record is from RefSeq and is a predicted model, not a curated record.